Messenger RNA from Fraxinus pennsylvanica, 390 nucleotides. NCBI's taxonomy places the organism in Eukaryota, Viridiplantae, Streptophyta, Magnoliopsida, Lamiales, Oleaceae. The record is from the annotation of a GenBank genome assembly.
AUGCUGCUGAGAACGGCUCAAAUCGUCGCUGCUCCAGCUACAGAUCUGAGCUGCGGCGCCUUGAGUGUCGUUGACCUUAGUAGUGACGUUCAGUUCGCCACUGCGCAGUGGCCGAUGUCCCUGCUUGUUCUUGUAAGGAAAACGCGAAGUGUUGGCAGAGAUUCUCAGUUCUGGGAGGUUCUCACUCUUAUUGGGCUUAGUCGACGCUCCAAUGCCACAAACUAUGUGUUGCAAUCUGGUUUUUUCAACACUUUCUUCUGGUUUUAUGCUCAAUUGCAGAGGAUAGAUUGUGGUGUUUUGGAUCGAAACCAAUUUUAUGCUAUUGUGUCAGAGAGUGAAAAUAUCUUCGUUACAACUGUGGCACUACCUCCUUCUCUCCAGCGUCGUUGA